Molecule: messenger RNA, 1698 nt
Organism: Boeremia exigua
Lineage: Eukaryota; Fungi; Ascomycota; Dothideomycetes; Pleosporales; Didymellaceae
Exons: 4
Coding region: 1-1698 (565 amino acids)
Source: RefSeq, a predicted model, not a curated record
AUGCCAGCUACCCCAGCCUUGUACGAUGUCUUCGCUCGGAGCGAUGAAGGUGCGUCAUCGGGCUCCGUUAAUAACGGCAAUGGCACCUUACAGCCCUUGGACGUUGUCUGUGCUUGGCCGGUGUCUUCCCAAUAUGGAGCUGGUUCACGGUUUCUGUAUUAUGUUCUUGUAGCCACUUGCGUUUUGCUACGAAAGGCAGAGUGGCUAAGAAAUGCUUGUCUCGCCGCUGCGCUGCUGGUCCCGUCGAUUGGUGCACUCCACGGCAUCGUGCUCGCGUUCUACCAUGUGAAUGGCGCCGUCGAUCUAGAUGUUUUUGGGGCCUGGCAGCUGUGCACAAUUGCCAUCAUUGCAGUACCGACCACUCUUCGCAUAUCGGGGACCUACUUUAACUCAGCUGGCCGCAACCUUGUCUUCCUGUGGACCAUUUUGCUCAUAUCGGGUCUGAUAGCGCUGUGCGUUGAGUUUUCGAGGGUUACAGCGACCGACUGCAGUCAUGACGAGGCUGGUAUACCGAACCUGACCGUUGGGAAAUUUCCAUACGGUAACACGACAUGCAACUUGACAUGCUCAGAAGACACUGGGCCCUACUCUGACAUGCGCGGUGGUUCAGCAAAGAAUAUAUAUGUCGUUCCGGUGCCGAGUGUAUUGACAUUUAAUGCUGCUAUGCUGAUCGCCGCGGGGGUUUGUAUACCUGCCAUCCUAAGUCUGAUGUUCACUUGGGACAAGAUCCUAGAGAGCAGCUAUAGGACUCGUCGAAAGACCCAGCACGAUUGCGAACAAUCACAACAGAGCGAUGCCAUCAAAAUUACUCCCCACGAUCUCAAGGGCAUCAACACUACAGUCACACGAUUCCUGGGUGUCAUUGAGAUACCACUCUUUGGAGGAAUCGUGUUAGCCAUACUCAUCGUAGGCGAGAUCAACUUUUUCAGUAACCAGCUAAUGUACAUGACCGAGCCUAUGGCUUCUAUAGGACAGUGGUCACCCAUUGCAGGUACAUGCAUGGCGGCGCUGGGCUCGUUAUACGUGUACUGGAGUAAGGAAGAGGUGUUUGUAACCUAUGGAGACCAAAAAGACCUCACAAAGCCCAUGUCUUCGCACUCAGGCCAUAGUGACAGGCCUCCUCUCUCGCGGAGGCGCUCCUCGGAAGAACCCUGCUCACCUACCCAAGCCAGAGCCAACACUGAGAUGCUACAACGACGUUCUAGUGAACGGAACGAACUGCAACCCAUCUUCACUUUUACCGGGGCAGACAACGAGUCAAUUCAACCCGAAUUCAUCGAACGGCUGCCCGAGACGGAUCAACUCGAUGUUCCACAAAGCCCCGGCUCCAGAUCGAGCGCCGGGCGGGGCCGUGUACGCGACUGGCUCGAAAGCACCAGCGUACGCCUGAGCGAAGCCACUCACCGCGAACUCGACACCAAAGAGCACAAGAACAAAAAAGCAUACAAGUACCCUAUGAUCCCCGGCGAAGACCGGGUAAACGAAGAUUUUGACAUCACCAGUAAGCAAUUCACCGAAAAGCGGCUACAGCGCGUGGCCAGCUCGGCGUCAAGCAUACGGUCGAAUGGGGAAGGCCCGUCGACGCCGUCGGCGAUCGUGGGGCGUGCGCGCGCAGAUACAGGGGAUGCGAUUGCGCCGGUGCAACGGCAGGAUACGCUGGAGGUCCCUGCAGUGGCGUAUCAUAGUCCUAAGCUAUGA